GUUGACAGACAUGAGAUAUCCUUUCUAUAGGGAGAGUGAUAUGAUGAUCCUGUCUAAAUUCUGGGUGCUCAUCUAUUUAUGUAUUCUUACUUGUAAUGGAUUUUUAAAUCCUGUGGCGGCUGCUUACCAAUGCAAAAAAGGUAAAGUAUGAGUUAUUGAAUAUUAAGGGCUAUUGUGUAGCUUCUCUCUAUGUUUUGCUGGGAAUUAUACUCUACUAAGUAAUGCCGAUGAAUGUAGAUGUAGACUUAUCUUGAAUAUUUUUUUAUUUACCAUUGAUACUAUUAAGGUUACUCCUAAUUUGUUGAUACUUAGAAUAAAAUAAUGACUCUGGCCGAUAUUAAGAAGAAUUACAGUACAAUGACAAUAAUGUGAUUGAUAUUAUCAAGGUGAGAGGAUAAGUAGGUCUAGACAUAACAGGGAACUGUGUGAACCGUGCCCUGACGAGUCCUUCCAGGCAGUACCAAAUGAAUCUCAGCAAUGUCAACCCUGCCACUCCUGCGUUGAGGGUAAGUUAUAAUUAUGCAAUAAGAAGUUAUAAUCAAUAUGAAUACAUUAUGUAAACAAUAACCUGUUGAUGUGUAAAUCAUGACAGAAGAGGAUAUUUUUAAAAUGUAUAAUGAUCCCACACCAAAUCUUGAGUUGAAUCUAAACAGCCAUGAAAUAUGCCAGCGUAACCCACAGACAAUAUGAUUGUUUCUAUGCAGACACUGGGAGUGAGGUAAUAUCAAAGUGCUCAAAGACUUCUGAUGUUAUAUGUCAGUGUCGUAGAGGAUUCACUAACAGGGUCAAAGACUCUUCGCGAUGCAAGUGUGCCACGGGUUCUGGGCUGGAUACAUCAGGUAAAGUGGAAUCACAUAAUACUGAUGCUUUUUAGUGGAUUGAUUAGUAAAUCUGUAAAUAACUGGCAUGCUGCCUCAUUUCUUGAUUCAGGAAUAAUACCAGUAUGCCGUGAAUGUGAGCAUGGAUUCUUUACUACCGGCAUGGACUCUACAUGUGCGAAAUGGCGAGAGUAUGUAGAACAACUAACUAGCAUUUGUCAGAUUUUUGCUAUUUGCAAAAAAGUAUCAAGCAGUCUACUUGCAUUUACAAUAUAACGUUGGACUUUCUGUCAUCCUCUGCAAUUGAUUUGGAAUCAUUUUAACUGCAGUUUGACUCAGCUAUGUAUCUGCCUGUGUCUUAGAUGUAGGAGUGGAGUGAAGAUUCCGGGCACUACGAUGUCAGAUGUGAUCUGUAAUGAAGAGUCCGAGCCAGAGGGGAAGACCCUCCCAUCCAUGCAGCCCACUUCCCCCUCUGGCUCUAUCCAGACCUUAUCUAAGUCAUUGAUCCAGAACCAGAGCCAAGGGUCAUCUCCUCAUCCCAAUGUCCCCACUGUAACACCAGCCCUCACUGGUCCCAAGUCCUCAACGGCAGACUACAGCCAAGGUUGCAUGCUGUUCUUGACUGUAGGGCAUGACAUUAUAGAUCCAUGUAUAACAUUGUGUUACAGUGGAUAGUGGUAUGGCAUUGUAUGACUAAUUACUUAUUUCUAACUUUCAGUUAUGACACUCAUUGGAAUUGUCCUGCUGCUUACUUUUCUACUUACCGCUGUGACCUACAACCUGGUCAUCAUUCCUUGCAUCAACAACUACAAGAACCCGGUUGUCAGAACAGGUAUGUGCAAAUGUUAGUGAAAUUAUUAUGAGAAGUGUUAUGUUUGUUUCUUUAGCUAUUAUGUGUGUUGUAGUUUGGAAUGUCAUCUGUGUAUAUUUUGUGUGUUGUUUGGUUUGGGCAUACUGACUCUAUUAUUCUACCCCAGCUCAGGACUCAAUGUGCCGGAGGCCAGUUGAAGAAAGUGGGGACAGCAGUCUCUCUUCCCUGGUAAAACCACCAAGCUUGGGGGAGCCA
Messenger RNA from Coregonus sp. 'balchen', 1884 nucleotides. The record is from the annotation of a GenBank genome assembly. Lineage: Eukaryota; Metazoa; Chordata; Actinopteri; Salmoniformes; Salmonidae.